UUUUCACACGUGUCACAUUUCCCUUCAUCUCUCUAAUUCUCUCUCUCUCUCUCUCUUCUUCCCCGUACUUCCCGGAGACGACGCCGGCGGAAAUCGCACGGAACUUAGCUUCGACUUCACGUGGCCGCUCCACGAAGCGUUUUGGUUUUUCUUCCCUUUUCUCUCUCUCUAGAAAAGUUCCUUUGCCUUUCGUCACCACCAAUCGAAAUAGGAGGUGAAUUUUGGUUUUGGUGGAGAGCGAUUUUCGGGAGCCAGAGAAAGAAAUAAGCAGCUUCUUCUUCGCCUUCCUUGCUGAUCGUUUGGACCUUGACUUUUGUUUUCAGGUUUCGAUUUCUAGAGAUUGAUUGAUUGUCGAUCUUUUGUGGUUAGCUAAGCAAUGACCGGCGUUGGCGAGAACCAGCUUAUCUCCAUUCAACCUGAUGAGCUCAAAUUUCUUUUUGAACUCGAGAAGCAAAGCUACUGUGAUCUCAAAGUUGCCAAUAAAACAGAGCACUAUGUUGCUUUCAAGGUGAAAACAACAUCUCCAAAGAAGUAUUUUGUAAGACCCAACACUGGCGUCAUACAGCCAUGGGACUCCUGCAUCAUUAGAGUUACUCUACAAGCGCAACGGGAGUAUCCACCAGAUAUGCAGUGCAAAGACAAGUUUCUCCUUCAGAGUACCAUUGUACCUCCACACACUGAUGUGGAUGAACUUCCACAAGACACAUUUACCAAGGACAGUGGCAAAACAUUAACAGAGUGCAAGCUCAAGGUCUCGUAUAUCUCCCCGUCUACAACGCAAAGAUCCUCUGAAUCUGGAGCAACCAAUGGUGAUGGAAAUGGCUCCGAAACCAUCUCUACUAUACAGCGGCUGAAGGAAGAGCGAGAUGCAGCUGUUAAGCAAACACAACAGCUGCAACAUGAAUUGGAGGUGGCGAAGAGACGAAGAAACCAGAGGAACAGUGAUGGGUUAUCCUUAAAGUUGGCAGCUUUGGUUGGGCUCAUCGGACUCAUCAUCGGUUUCAUCUUAAAACUCACCUUAGCUUCUCCCACUUAACGAAUCUCAGCUUUUCCUGCAUCGUCUACCAUCUCAACAUUUGUAACCGCGGAAUCAAAAUGGCGUCACACAUUUUGGGGGUAUUCUACUCUGUUAACUCUCUAUACGGCUAUAUCUCUUAUCCCUCUCAGUCUUUUUCUCUAUGAUCUGUUCUACUUGUUUCCUCCAUCAAAUUUGCUUCUUUUUCAGUUAUAUUUGGAUAUGUACAUUUUUAAGCCAACAGACCCUUUCACAUUCUCUUUACUUUUUCAUUUAAUGGAAAUGCCUAAUCCUUUGUA
Eutrema salsugineum is the source of this 1314-nucleotide messenger RNA. RefSeq names its product vesicle-associated protein 2-1. The transcript has 8 exons. Bases 377 to 1036 code for a protein of 219 amino acids. The record is from RefSeq and is a predicted model, not a curated record. Gene Ontology annotation, biological process: endoplasmic reticulum membrane organization. Gene Ontology annotation, cellular component: endoplasmic reticulum membrane; plasma membrane. Lineage: Eukaryota; Viridiplantae; Streptophyta; Magnoliopsida; Brassicales; Brassicaceae.